CGUCGAAAGUUGAGUCAGACGACACGCUGGAAUAUUUUAUAAAUUUUGACGUUUCAAGAACUGUGUUAGAGAAAAAAUCAAAAUGAAGUUGCGAUGGAUUUACAUACUUUUUCUUGUGUGUUCCAUAUUUGCCUGUAUAAAUGGACUGAGGCUACAAGGAACUCUUAAAGCAAACACCUAUUUCCGAUUCUUAUCAAAAUUUGGAUUUCAGAAAACGGAUCCGAAUAACGGGGAGAAUACACAAGGAUAUAUCUAUGGAAAUGUCACGACGCAAUCAAAUAUUACUAACAAUUUAUUGCUUGUUGUUGUUGAUAGUGAAUAUUUUGUAGAUUUUUUUGGAAAUAGGACAAGAUCUCCAAAUUCGUGCAAUCGAAUGAUGAAGAAAAUCAGCAGAAUUGCUUUUGAUGCAAUAUGUUUUCCGAAAGGUCCGGAAGAUUUUUUACGGCGUGUUCCAUGUCCAAGAGAUAAAUUAUGUGUAGAUGAAGAUACACCAUUAAAUGUGAUUCCAGGAUAUCAAUUUACAUAUAGAGUUAGGGAUACUCAACGACCACGGUUCUGGUUUUUGAGUUUAGUGUCAUGUCAUCUGGAUACUGACGGCAUCAAACCUUCGUGUCAGUGGCACGACACAUCAACAGACGAUGUCAUUAUACAUUACGAUAUCUGGUUAGUGAACGGAAACCCAGAAUUAAAACACUACAAUCCAUUUGAACAUCAAUUUUCAUUUGAACUCCAUGAUGUGUUUGAGAUUCACGUUACAGCGCUUGUGAUAUGUUGCAUUAUUUUACCGAUGUGGUUGUAUGCUUUCUUCAAACAAAAACAUCGCAUUACGAAAAUAUUAACAGUUUGUUUUGUGCUGCAGAUGGGUAGUAUUGGAUGUAACCUGUUGUAUAUAAUUUUAAUCGCAGCCACAGGUUCGGGAUUUACGUGGUUAGCUGUGAUUGGUAAUUUAAUAGACCUGACGUCGGAGUGUUUUUUCGUGUUAUUUUUAAUAUUUUUAGCGAAAGGAUGGGGCAUAACGACGGAUGAGUUGCGGGGUAAAAUAGUGUUAUAUGUACUGUGGGGAAUUUAUACUGUGUUAAAUAUCGUCCUCUUUAUAUGGAAUCUGAUGGAGUUGGAUCCUGUUAUUAACACCGACAAAUGGCAGACGUAUCCCGGCUAUUUGACCUUGGCCUUUCGUAUGGUUAUUAUGAUCUGGUUUCUCUACGAGUUACGUAAAACUUCACAACAAGGUUACCAUAACGAUCGAUUACAGUUCUUCCAACAUUUUGGUGCUUUUUUCAUGGUGUGGUUUGUUUACCUUCCUGUUCUAGUUAUAAUCAGUUCACAAGUUUCAGCCUUAUGGAGAUAUAAAACUAUACUCAGUAUAUCAUAUGCUGCUAAGAUAUUAGGAUAUAUUGUAUUAAUUAAUUUACUGUGGCCGACUAAAUCAGUAUUAUAUCUUAUCAAUGGUGAAAUUCCUCUACAAACUUGGGAUCUAGAAAUUACAGGUCUUCUUGAUGACAUGCAUGAAACGGUUUUAGGUCAAGAUGAAGAGGAAGAAGAGAUUUUCACAGCGAAACCUUUGAACGGUCACAUCGCUAAUGGUCAUAUCAAACAACAGAAUGGGGCAGCUUUAAUACAACAAGAAUCUUCAUUUUAAACACAGGUGUUAUAUUGUAAAGACAUGGUUUAUAUUGUAAA
Messenger RNA from Patella vulgata (common limpet), 1680 nucleotides. RefSeq lists its product as uncharacterized. The transcript has 5 exons. Lineage: Eukaryota; Metazoa; Mollusca; Gastropoda; Patellidae. The record is from RefSeq and is a predicted model, not a curated record. The coding region runs from base 83 to 1639 and encodes 518 amino acids. Gene Ontology annotation, biological process: response to pheromone; G protein-coupled receptor signaling pathway.